Messenger RNA from Cebus imitator (Panamanian white-faced capuchin), 1528 nucleotides. RefSeq names its product family with sequence similarity 47 member E (gene FAM47E). Lineage: Eukaryota; Metazoa; Chordata; Mammalia; Primates; Cebidae. The transcript is spliced from 8 exons. The record is from RefSeq and is a predicted model, not a curated record.
GAAACGAUGAUGCGCAAAAAAGACCUGAUCCAGUCUAUGGCGCGUUUCUAUGGGAAGAUGAACACGACUUCCCAGCAGAAUAAAGCGUGAUUACACCAAGGACCGGUUCCGUCACCCUUUCCCCGGCCAGGUCCACGUCCCCAGACGUCGGAGAAGGGGUUGGGCCGCGCAGCGGGGCUUCUGAAGCUGCCGAAAGCCCCAGGCAAAUGCGGGCAGCCAGUGGCUACGCGGUCUCCUAGCGACAGGGCGGCGGCAGGGCACACACACCGCCCCGGGCGGUGGCCGCGGAGCUAGGGCCAGCAUGGCGGACAGCAGGCGGCGGCUCGGGCCGGGGACGUUGGCCCGGGCGCCUGAGGGCGUGAACUGCAGGUCCGGGAGUUUCACAAAGCACAAGAAUGGGCUGAAGUUCCCCACGUCCCUGAACAGCCGGCAGUGGGUAUUUCUAAGAAAGGCGCCGGAUGACUUCAAGAAGGGCUGCCCCCCUUGCACCGGUCUGGCCACUCAGGUCCCUGAGGAGGGCUUUCUGCCCCGGAUUUAUCACAGAGCUCCCCAGCUGGACCCAAAGAAGAGGCAGAUCAAGCUGCCCAAGGAAGCAGACCUGCUUUCCAAGCUCUCGCCAGCCCAGCAGGCUCGGAAGGCAUUCCUGGAGGAUGUGGAGGCCCGCCUGACCCCACAUCCCUUGGCGCUCCACCCAAAUCUGGAAGAAGCUAUGCCUGUAGAGCUCUUAUUAAGCGUGCUGGAAGUGCUCGAUCCUGACCAGAAGCUGGAGGACACAUGGGCUUAUUGUCAGGAUUCAAGGAAGGGAAUGAAGGAACCCACAAAGCUUUUAAAACAAUGUUCUACCCAAGUCUACCUGGGACCUUCCAAGAAGACUUCUGUGUCAAAUUCAGGCCAAUGGCUUUAUGAAGAAAAUCCACAUAAAAUGGAUUUGUCCCAUGAAAAUAGUCUUCGUCUUCAUGAAAAUGUACGCAAAGCAGUUAGUGACUUCUGCAGCUGGGUUACUACUUUUGGAAGUUCGGCCAUUGAUGAAGAGUUCAUCUUGAAACAGUUUGAUGUUGACUAUCAGACUGAACCAAGCCAUGAUGCGCUCCACACGGUGAGGCUAAAUCAGGUUCCUCUGGAGAUAAAGCAUAGCUCCAGUGUGGGGCUCAGUAAACUGCAGGAGCCAGAGUUCUUCCAGAAACCAGGAUACGAGAUGAAACUCCAGAAACCACAGAAUCCUUGUAAGCCAAAGUGGGUGAAGAUGAAGUAUAGAGCAUGGUAUUUGAACCCCAAGUUCUGGAAAAAGCAAAGAGCUGACGAGCCUCUGGUUGACCGUGAGGUCCCACAUAAAGCUCAAGAGAAGAAUUUUAAAAAGGAGCUUCAGGAACAGGAGGAGUCACUUGCAGACCUUCAUGGAACAGUUGCCUUUAAGGAUUUCAUUCUAAGCAGGGGCUACCAGAGGCCACGUUUCCUUGAGAAUAUGUAUAUAGGGAAGGAAUGUAAACGUGCAUGUAAUAAGUCUCCUAUAAAAUGAACUCAAGCAUAG